CCUCUGUUUCUUCUCCCCAAAAUCCCAAAGAGAGGAAAGAAGUGGGGAUGGCGAAAUGCAGCAAGAUCCGGCACAUUGCGAGGCUCCGGCAGAUGCUCCGGCGGUGGCGGCUCCGAGCGGUGGCGUCGGCUUCGGCCUCGCGGGGGGCGCCGGCGGACGUGCCGGUGGGGCACGUGGCGGUGUGCGUGGGGAGCAGCUCGCGGCGGUUCGUGGUGCGGGCAGCGCACCUUAACCACCCCGUCUUCCGGCAGCUCCUCCGGCAAGCCGAGGAGGAGUACGGCUUCUCCUCCCACCCCGGCCCCCUCGCCCUCCCCUGCGACGAAUCCCUCUUCGAACACAUUCUUCGCCACCUCUCCUCUUCCUCCUCAUCGUCCGCCCGUUUCCUUACUCUCGAGGACUUCCGGAAGACCUCGCCGGCGUCCUCCUCUUGCUUGUGCUGCUGCUGCCACGUCGGCCACUGGAGUGCCGGGUGGCACUCCGCCGACUCCGUCCCUCUUCUUGCCGAGAAGCCCAACUGGUGACUCAUUGAGGCAUUACGUCAAAUAGUUGGGUGCG
Messenger RNA from Elaeis guineensis (African oil palm), 555 nucleotides. Its product is annotated as protein SMALL AUXIN UP-REGULATED RNA 12. Gene Ontology annotation, biological process: response to auxin. Lineage: Eukaryota; Viridiplantae; Streptophyta; Magnoliopsida; Arecales; Arecaceae. The record is from RefSeq and is a predicted model, not a curated record.